CCAUCGAAUGAUUCAAUUUCAACCACUUGUGUACCUGAACAUUCAGAAAUACUAAGAAUGUCAUUAAGCAGCAAGCAAAUAAAGUUAGAUUCGGCUUUUGCUACACAAAAGUCAUUCUCAGAAGGAGGAGAAAGAUCCAAUGAUAUCUCGAAUGGUAUUCUAUUUUUUAUUGCAAAAAACAACAUACCAUUUGAUGUCGUGGAUACAGAAGGUUUUAGAGUGUUAAUGCACAAGACAGCUCCACUAUAUCAAGUACCCAGUAGAAGAACAAUCACAAGACUUACAACAGAGAAAUACAAAGUAUUAUCUUCGAUUAUCAAAGAAGAACUUGCUACUACGGAAAAUAUUUGUUUAACCACGGACGUAUGGACAGAAUCCGGAAAUACGAAACGUUUUCUAGGGCUUACAGCACACUACUUAGUAAAUAAUACACAAAGGAGGGUUGUAAUAGGUGUAGAAGAAUUAAGUGAGCGCCAUACAUCUGAGUAUUUAGCUGAAAAAUUGGUGCAAUUUACAUCAGAAUGGAAUAUCAAGAAAGAAAAUAUAAUAGCAAUAAUAUCUGACAGUGCUGUUAACAUUAAAAAAGCGAUUAUAGAUGCUUGAGGGAAAGCAUCUACCUUGCUUCGCACGCCUUUUAAAUUUGGUAUCAUCCAAAAUUAUUAAAAACGAUGAAGUUAUAAGUCCUUUAAUCAGCAAAAUUAAGAGUAUCGUAACUUUUUUAAAAAAUCUGUGAUAGCGGCCGAUAAGCUGAGAAAAAAUGUAGGAAAAAACUUAUUCAAAGCAUCGAAACUCCGUGGAACUCAACGUAUGAGAUGCUCUUAAGAUUUGUCGAGUUAGCUGAUAAUAUUACUGUAAUCUUACUUCAAAUUGAUAAUGGUCCAGAUAUGCUAACUGCAUCUGAACUGAAAACUGUUAAAGAGUUUUGUACAUUAUUGGAGCCAUUUUAUCAUGCAACCCAAAUCAUUUCCAAAGAAAAAUAUUUCACAGGAAGCAAAACGAUCCCAGUUAUCAGAACUAUAAAGAGUAAAUUAACCAGUAUAAUGACCAGUACAGAAUCGGGAUCUAAAAUGAAGAAUCUUUUAAUAGAAGAGUUUUGUAAGAGGUUUGAGAACAUCGAACAAAUGUCCCUUUUAGCGAUUGCCUGCUUGUUAGAUCCAAGAUUUAAAAAAUUACAUUUUGAGAAACAUCUUUCUUAUGCAAAUGCUGUAAAGAAAUUGACUAAAAUAUGAAAUUCAACUGAUAAUAGAACGUGCGAAAAAGAAAACAAUGCAGUCAAUCAAACAGGUCUCGAUAACAACGACUUUUGGUCGUUUCAUAAAAGUGUUGCUGAUUUAAGCAAAAGUAAAAAAAUCGAAGUUGUGGAUAAAAAUGAAAUGCCUGCAGAUCUGAAGUAUUAUUUAGAUCAACCCGUAGAAGAAAUUGAUUGUAAUCGAAUUACUUUUUGGGAUAGAUACCGCGAUGCUGCUCUAUGUAAAAUCGCAAGGCGCUACUUAACAAUUAUCUCUACUUCAGUUCUAUCAGAACGUUUAUUUUCAGAAGCGGGAAAUAUCAUCAAUGACGCGAGAAAUAAAUUGUCUAGCGAACACCUGCAGCAAUUAUUAUUUUUACAUUCACUUUCAUUCGAGGAAUGGAAAAUAUAAACAAACUGUUUAAAAUGUAAA
This is a messenger RNA of Nasonia vitripennis (jewel wasp), 1661 nucleotides long. Its product is annotated as zinc finger BED domain-containing protein 1-like. Bases 58 to 603 code for a protein of 181 amino acids. Lineage: Eukaryota; Metazoa; Arthropoda; Insecta; Hymenoptera; Pteromalidae. The record is from RefSeq and is a predicted model, not a curated record. The transcript has 2 exons.